Schistocerca gregaria is the source of this 1460-nucleotide messenger RNA. RefSeq lists its product as uncharacterized. NCBI's taxonomy places the organism in Eukaryota, Metazoa, Arthropoda, Insecta, Orthoptera, Acrididae. The record is from RefSeq and is a predicted model, not a curated record. The transcript has a single exon. Gene Ontology annotation, cellular component: nucleolus. Gene Ontology annotation, molecular function: nucleic acid binding; ATP binding; RNA helicase activity. The coding region runs from base 49 to 1377 and encodes 442 amino acids. Gene Ontology annotation, biological process: maturation of LSU-rRNA from tricistronic rRNA transcript (SSU-rRNA, 5.8S rRNA, LSU-rRNA).
UUCUUCAAUUUAGAUAUUGAUCAAAAUCUUAAGGACUCUAUUGCUUCUAUGGGUUUAGUCAGCAUGACAGCAGUCCAACAAGCAUGCAUUCCUCCUCUUUUGAUGGGGCGAGACGUACUGGGAUCUGCAUGCACCGGUUCAGGUAAAACAUUGGCGUUUUUGAUUCCAGCCGUACAGCUUUUGGUCGAGGCAGGAUUUAAGCCUCGUAAUGGAUCCGGGGUUAUUGUUCUGGCCCCUACCCGUGAACUUGCACUUCAAAUUUAUGGUGUCGCUAGCGAGCUCAUGUCAUCUUGUUCUCAGACAGUUGGUGUCGUGAUUGGCGGUACGAAUCGCUAUCAAGAGGCUAAAAAGCUAGAACAUGGUCUAAAUUUGCUUAUUGCUACGCCCGGUCGUCUUUUGGACCACAUAAAGAACACGCCUGAAUUCGUUUACAAGAAUUUAAAGUGUCUGGUCAUUGAUGAGGCUGACCGAAUUCUUGAAAUUGGCUUCGAGAAAGACUUAUAUGAAAUUAUCAAACUUUUGCCAAAAAAGCGUCAAACUGUUCUUUUCAGCGCGACUCAAACAGAUAGUAUUGAGGACUUAGCGCGUCUGGCUUUAAAAAAGCAUCCAUUGGAAAUUCAUGUAGAUCAAGGUCGUGAAAAACCUACAGUAGAAGGUUUAGAACAGGGCUAUGUCAUCUGUGAAAGUGACAAGCGCUUUUUGCUGCUAUUUACUUUUUUGAAAAAAAAUCUUAAAAAAAAAAUUAUUGUUUUUUUUAGUUCUUGUAACUCGGUCAAAUUUCAUGCUGAACUACUCAACUAUAUUGAAAUCCCCGUUCUCGAACUACACGGGCAACAGAAGCAAAACAAAAGAACCAAGACAUUUUUCGAAUUUUGUAAUUCUGAACAUGGUAUCUUGAUUUGCACUGAUGUGGCAGCUCGCGGACUGGACAUUCCCAAGGUAGAUUGGAUCAUACAGUUUGAUCCACCAGAUGAUCCGCGAGAAUACAUUCAUAGGGUCGGUCGUACGGCACGUGGUGUGGAUGGUACUGGUCGCGCAUUGCUAUUCUUGCUACCUUCAGAACUGGAAUUUCUGAAAUAUUUGCGACAACACAAAAUAGCGCUCAAUGAAUAUGAGUUUUCGAAGCUUGCCGACAUCCAAAGUCAGCUAGAGAUGCUAAUUAAUAAGAACUAUUAUCUCUAUCGAAGUGCUAAUGACGCCUAUCGGUCAUAUUUGCAAAGUUAUGCAGCUCACUCGCACAAGAAUAUCUACAAUGUCGCAAAUCUUAAUUUGGUGGCAGUUGGUAAAGGAUUCGGUUUUCCUGUUCCACCUAAAAUAUCCGUCCCUGGUCUGCGUGGAGGCUCUAAAAAUACUGUUUCAAAUAAGAACCAGUCAUAGCUGCCCGUAGUUUAUGCGCAUUCGUUUUAUGAAAUCCUCGUGCUUAAACGUUGCGUUUUAUCAUUUUGAUCGAUAAAAGUGUC